AUGGAUGAAGAUAUUGCUGUUGUUGGCAUUGGGUGUAGCUUCCCAGGAGGUGAGGGACUUGACAAUUUCUGGAAAGUUCUUGUUGAAGGCAAAAAUUAUGCUGUGGAUAUACCAGAGCAGAGGUUUGAUAUAAAACAGUGGUUCAAUGAGUUCGAUCACAGGUUUUUUGGCAUCUCUGAAGCCGAAGCUAAUUUUAUGGACCCCCAGCAGAAGCUUCUUCUGCAUUGUUCUUAUAGAGCACUGGAGGAUUCUGGCAUUCCCAUGGAAAAAGUCAGUGGCUCCAGAACAGGUGUUUAUAUAGGGUUAAUGAACAGAGACUAUGAAACACUACUGAACAACAGUCCAAGUACAAUCACCCAUUACAAUGGCACAGGGACAGCGAUGAGUAUAGCAGCGAACAGGAUCUCAUACACAUUCAACCUCACUGGACCUUCAUUUGCCAUUGACAGUGCCUGCUCCUCUUCCUUAGUUGCACUCCACUCUGCAUGUCAAGCAAUCAGACAAGGUGACUGUGAGAUGGCACUUUGUGGAGGCGUUAGCUGUAUUCUUGAGCCACGGGUCUUUGUGGCUCUCAGCAAAGCUAAAAUGAUUUCCCCUGAAGGCACCAGUAAACCUUUCUGUAGAAGAGCAGAUGGAUAUGGUAGAGGGGAAGGCUGUGGAAUAGUUCUUCUAAAGACGUUGAAAAAAGCUCUUCAGGACUUUGACCAUAUUUGGGGCAUUGUAUGCAAGACAGCUGUAAAUCAAGAUGGCCACACUGUCACUCCAAUCACAAAGCCAUCGAUGGUCCAGCAGGAAGAGCUUCUUAAAAGAAUCUAUUCAACAGGGACUUACAUGAUGGAUGUCCAGUAUAUAGAGGCUCAUGGGACUGGGACUCCAGUUGGAGAUUCAGUAGAAGCAGAGAGCAUCUCUAAAGUCAUUGCCAAGGCACGGUCUUCAGAGGUAGGGCCACUCCUUAUCGGCUCGGUUAAGAGUAACAUUGGACAUACAGAAUCUGCAGCAGGAGUGGCAGGACUGAUAAAGGUACUUCUGAUGAUGAAGUAUGAAACCAUUGUACCUUCAGUGUUCUACUCUGAGGAAAGUUCUAGCAUAGAUGUUAAAGCUCUCAAUGUAAAAAUCCCCACAAAGCUGAGAAAUGGCAUUGCAAUAGUUCCAUGGAGAGGGUGGCUGGAAUUAAUAAUUUUGGUUUUGGGGGAACUAAUGCACAUGCUAUAA
Messenger RNA from Silurus meridionalis, 1212 nucleotides. Its product is annotated as highly reducing polyketide synthase 40-like. Lineage: Eukaryota; Metazoa; Chordata; Actinopteri; Siluriformes; Siluridae. The transcript has 6 exons. Gene Ontology annotation, molecular function: fatty acid synthase activity; 3-oxoacyl-[acyl-carrier-protein] synthase activity. Gene Ontology annotation, biological process: fatty acid biosynthetic process. The coding region runs from base 1 to 1212 and encodes 403 amino acids. The record is from RefSeq and is a predicted model, not a curated record.